Molecule: messenger RNA, 941 nt
Organism: Dicentrarchus labrax (European seabass)
Lineage: Eukaryota; Metazoa; Chordata; Actinopteri; Moronidae
Product: interferon a3
Exons: 6
Coding region: 42-941 (299 amino acids)
Biological process (GO): defense response; response to exogenous dsRNA
Cellular component (GO): extracellular region
Molecular function (GO): cytokine receptor binding
Source: RefSeq, a predicted model, not a curated record
UGAAUUUACUCUAUACAAAGACAAUCUCUACCUUUUUGAAAAUGCUCAACAGGAUUUUCUUUGUGUGCCUGUCUCUCAGUCUGUACAGUGCAGGCUCCUCGCUGAGCUGCAGAUGGAUCAUGGAUCAUAAAUUCAGACAGCACAGUGAAAACUCUUUGGCUCUACUGGAUACGAUGGCUAAUAACUCCACUAACACCACUGAGGAUGCUGAAGUGGAGGACACUGUGGCCUUCCCUAAUCUUCUGUACAGACAGGCGUCCAAAGCAUCAGCUGAGGAUCAACUUGCCUUCACAGUUCAGAUUCUUAAUGAGACGGCUGCCCUGUUUGAGGAGGAUCACAGCUCUGCAUCAUGGGAGGAGAACACAGUGGAGGACUUUGUCAAUGUUGUAACCCGGCAGGCUGACAACCUUCGCUCCUGUAUUGGGAGCCACGGCCACAAGACUAACAAGAAGCUACAAAUGUAUUUCAUGAAACUUUCAAGCCACGUCAUAAAGAAAAUGGGCCACAGUGCUGAAGCCUGGGAGUUGAUCAGGAAUGAAAAUCAAAACCCAUCUGAUGAGAGCGGACCAGCUGGUUUCAUCUCUACUCACCACCAACUAAAAGCUGUUACCUUUUUUGAGCAACUCUUUGCUGUUGAUGAUGACCCUGAUGAGACAACUACAGACUUUGAAGACAGAGCUUGGACAGUUGCUGCCUCCAGUGAUAGAGCUCGGACCACUCCUCUCUAUGACAACGGAGCUUGGACCACUUCUGUCACUGACGAUGGAGCUUGGGCCACUGCCGGCUUUAACAAUGGAGCUCGGACCGCUGAUAGAAAUCCAAGUGGACUUCGAGACGGACUUGACUGUGGCGAUGGAGCUUGGACCAGUGCUGAUGGUGAAGUUGGAGAUUUCACUACAGCUCACAAUGAACACGGAGUUUGGGCUGCCGAUGAACUCUGA